AUGGAUCUGAAAGUGCAGACGAUCAGUGGCAAUGUGCAUUCGGUCUCCAUCUCGACGUCCGCGAACCUCCUGGCUCUCUACGAAGCCGUCGGGCUCGCAAUGGACAUCAAACCUUGGGAGCUGCGCCUCACCGCUGAUGCCAGAGUCCUGUGCUUCGGUGCAGCCCGUGUUUGCAGGAGAACCCCGGCCAGAGGCUGCUACAACGCGAACUACGUCUGUACCGUGCUCCAGGUUCGUCAGGUCGGCUGGGGCAUGCUGGACAUCGACAUCAGUGUCCUGGGUGACGGGUCUUUGGGAGGUCCUCAGACACCUGGGCCAAGGGCCCACGGAGCUCUUCCCAUGGCUGUAACUUUGGACGUGGAUCAAGAAGACCAAAAGCAGGGCACUUUACCAUUCGAAAACGUGCCGACGUCCGGAGAGGUGUCAUUCAUAUACGGCGUAAACGGCUACGACCCUCUGGUGUUGAACCUCGACGGCCGGUAA
Molecule: messenger RNA, 483 nt
Organism: Symbiodinium natans
Lineage: Eukaryota; Dinophyceae; Suessiales; Symbiodiniaceae
Source: the annotation of a GenBank genome assembly